AUGACCAAUACAAAGAACAAGACCGUGUUUGGCAUAAAAUAUCACAAAAACACACCCGACUGAAUCCGAUCACAAACAAGUAAACAACUUAUAUGUUCUGAAAGGGUCUCGAAAAGCAAGAAGCAGCUGCAAAUCCAUCGAUCCAAACAGAAACGAUGGCGGAAGAUUUAGUGUUAGAUACAGCAAUAAGAAACUGGGUUUUGAUACCAUUGUCUGUAGUUAUGGUGCUAAUUGGUGUACUUCGUUACUUUGUUUCUAAGCUCAUGCGCUCCUCUCAAAACCCUGAUCUCAAAAUUGUCAAAGAAGGGCAAGUUAUUGUGAGGGCUAGGAAUUUGAGGGCUGCUGCUAAUUUUAUUCCUGCCAAGGCUUUUCGGGCCCGAAAAGCUUAUUUUACCAAUGAGGAAAAUGGAUUGCUUCAUGUUCCUAAGGGCCAGGCUCAGAACAAUCCACAGGCUCAGAUGUUCUCUGAUCCCAACAUGGCUAUGGAUAUGAUGAAGAAGAAUCUUUCAAUGAUCAUACCCCAGACUCUUACUUUUGCAUGGGUCAACUUUUUCUUCUCUGGAUUUGUAGCAGCAAAGAUACCCUUUCCACUGACUCAGAGGUUUAGGUCAAUGUUACAAAAUGGAAUCGAUUUAAGUACUGUAGAUGUUAGCUACGUCAGCAGUCGCUCAUGGUACUUCCUCAAUCUGUUCGGACUAAGGGGUCUAUUUAGUCUUAUUCUAGGAGAAGAAAAUGCUACAGACGACACACAACGCAUGAUGCAAAUGAGUGGAUUUGGUUUUGACCCAUCUAAGAGUUUGGGUGCGGAGAAAGAUGGACUUGACAUAAUUCAGCAUGACUGGGCCAUGCCAAAGUUUGAACAGCGAGCGGAGGCUGUACUAAGGAAGCUUGUUAGCUAAACAAGUGAUGUUUGACACCUUAUCUGAUUGGACCGUAUCCCUUUCCGGUGCAUUUUCGCCUUCAGCUCCGCAGAUACGUCCAAAAGACUAGCUUCUCAACAACGUUCAGAUAAUUGAUGCUUGUUGAUACCAUAGACCUCUUGUGAGUGAGAAAUCUUACUUGUUCUGGUUGUGUAUUAAAAUUACUCAAAGGCUUUAAUUAAUUUGAUCCUAGUGAUGCCUGAAGUAGGUGAUAUCAGGAUUUUGAAUUGUAGUUUUCCAAUAUGGGGAUGGUAUCAAAUUACUAGAAUAAUUUGUUUCAAUUUGUGCAAAUGCAUGUAGUAUUUACUUUGA
This is a messenger RNA of Daucus carota subsp. sativus, 1232 nucleotides long. RefSeq lists its product as uncharacterized. The transcript is spliced from 8 exons. The record is from RefSeq and is a predicted model, not a curated record. Gene Ontology annotation, cellular component: membrane; EMC complex. The coding region runs from base 156 to 899 and encodes 247 amino acids. NCBI's taxonomy places the organism in Eukaryota, Viridiplantae, Streptophyta, Magnoliopsida, Apiales, Apiaceae. Gene Ontology annotation, biological process: protein folding in endoplasmic reticulum.